UUGCGUAUAUAAGUGCGUUGUCAAAUGCGAGUUCCAAAAUGAGAGGAAGCUGAAAAACUGAAAUUAACGUAGAAAACGGUGCGCAAUACGCAAAACCGGAUUGUUUUCGUGUUACGUAGUCGAAGCGACGAGAAAGACUUUACGUGGGGUGUUGACCAAAUUUCCUCAGUAGAAAACGACUUGUUGAAAGGCGGGAACUACUGGUUGGAUGACGUUUCACUAAGAGUGGGAGGAUGACUUUUUACGUGACGUCGGAAGCAACUCGAUGCCUGUUUCAAGGAAAGUUUUCUGAUGCACAAAACCACACAGUGUUCGUGGAGAUUGCAUAAAUUAUAUAUGUGGCUGCUGUAGUUGUUAAACACGAUACUCUUGAGGGACACAAGAUAACUUAAAAGUGGCUGAGCAUCUUCCAAUCCCCAUUACUAUAUUUGAGCAGUGAAUGGCACACGAAGUUUAUCACCUGAAUCAUCCAAAGAAUGUAUUAUCUUGUUGAAUUUGUCAAAAUUAAUUUAAGUGACUUUAUGGUAUGCCAUCUGGAACGACUUUCUAGCAUAUAAAUGGCUAGAUAACAUCAAACAUGGCUCAAUCACCGAGUGGGUUACCGCCUCAAUCCUCCAUGGAUCAGGGAAGCUUUUUGAACGGUACUGAGAGCAACUGGAAUAACAAUAUCUCCUUAUGUGUCUCCAAUGAAAGCGUGACAAAUGUGACACUUCCAUUCUACUAUCCCUUACCGUAUGUCAUUAUUUCGGUAAUCAUGGGUGUCAUAAUCUUUACCGUUGGAUUCCUGGGCAACCUACUGGUGAUCGUCGUCGUUGCACGUACAAAGACAAUGCACAGCACAACUAACUGCUACUUGGUAAGCUUAGCCUUGGCUGACUGUCUGGUUCUUAUAUCGGCGACAUUGCCUCAUACUGUUGGAAUGUUUUGGGCCGCAAAUCACUUUCCUUACGGCACGGUUUGUUGUGCUUUGUUAACUUUCUUGAAUUAUUUGGGAAUAAAUGCGUCUGCCUUGUCCAUUACUGCAUUCACCAUAGAAAGAUACAUAGCCAUAUGUCACCCGAUGAAGGCGCAUGCAAUGUGUACAGUAAGCCGAGCAAAGAAACUGAUCAUUGGCCUAUGGAUAUUUAGUAUCUUCUAUAACUCUCCGUGGUUUGGAUUAACCGAAAUACAGGUCCCUACAGGGGACAGUUCAGUGCUUCAAGUGUGUACCUUCAAACUGGACAGAGGUCGGUAUGCUGCCUACUACUUCGUGGACCUUGUUUUAUUUUAUAUCAUACCGUUGGCCGUGACAGCAGUUCUCUAUUGUUUAAUAGGGAGAAUUUUGUUUCUCAGUACAAAUCGUGGGCUUGCAGCCGAUAGCAUUAAGCGCAAUACAAUGAAAGAAAGGGUGAAUAAAGACAGGACGUCCUUCAAACAGGACAUGACAAGAUCCAGAAUUCAGAUUGUGAAGAUGCUGGUCGUGGUGGUGGUCCUCUUCGCCUUACUAUGGCUGCCCUACCGAGCCCUGGUGGUCUACAAUUCAUUUACCGACGAGGAGUAUCUGAACAUCUGGUUCGCUCUCUUCUGCCGUAUGAUGAUAUUCUUGAAUAGUGCCAUCAAUCCGAUUUUGUACAACGUCAUGUCAGUGAAAUUCCGCACGGCGUUCAGAAGGCUGUUGUGCGAAAGGAGAUACAACCACAAGGAAUCCAGAGCAGUAGAGCAUACUAACAUGAUGACUGAGCACACAGAAAUGUGCACCCUUAAUGCAGUUUAACACAACUGAUCUCUGGUCAAAGGGAAUUGUUUUGUUGAUUUGAAACCAUGUGCUAGACAAUUCGAAAUUGGAAAUUUGCGUGAAAGUGAAAUUGGUUGCUUUUGACCCGUAUUAACGGUUGUAUUGCAAAGAAUUAACCCAUUUAACCCAAUCUUUCAGGUUUCAUUUUGUUUUUCAACUCUGAGAUAUGACAAAGUCAGAGGAAAACAGUAAGUUUUGUUUUAUUUUAGCUGAAGUACCACCUUUUGAUAAUUUCCUCCAUUUCUCUGGAAACUACGUGGCUGUUUCACCUUUACAACUAGUAUGUCACGCACCUGUUUUAGCUUUCGACUGAUAGCCUCUUAAGUAACGUAGGGACCGGUUUCACAGAGAAACUUAUGUCGAAAGUCCUAUUUUAAGACUUUAAAGUUUCUUUUAAUGUACUCUGACCCAGCGUAAAUCAGUAGAGAUUCUUUUGGAGAAUAAUAUUGGUCCGGUUUUGUGAAACGUGACGAAUGGCUUGUUAAAGACCGAUGUCUACUUUAUUCUUGUAGACUUCUGCGCCUAAAUUCUGGAUUGAAAUAGACCAAAAUUGUGGUCCUAAAGUUAAAAUCAACAUUCGGUUUAUUUUGAUGCUUUCUAUUCACUUAUCAUUACUAGCCACAAGGUAUGGAUGGGAGCCAACUAAAAAGAGCUACUAGAAUGUUAGCCUUCCGCCUCUUAGUAUUGGGUUUGUAAUCAAGUACAUCUGCAAAGCAUUUAUGAAUAGAUGCGAAAGUAAACAAACUCUCAGACAAACGUGCCUGUGUACGGAUGUGUAUUCAAGUGCGUUUCCUGUCACGUGUGAGUGCGUGAACAUGUGCUGCAUGAAA
Lingula anatina is the source of this 2604-nucleotide messenger RNA. RefSeq names its product thyrotropin-releasing hormone receptor. Gene Ontology annotation, biological process: G protein-coupled receptor signaling pathway. The record is from RefSeq and is a predicted model, not a curated record. Gene Ontology annotation, cellular component: membrane. Lineage: Eukaryota; Metazoa; Brachiopoda; Lingulata; Lingulida; Lingulidae. Gene Ontology annotation, molecular function: thyrotropin-releasing hormone receptor activity.